AGUCAAAUAUUCCAAGGUUCCAAGAUCUACCUAUGUAUGCGAGAUCUAGCCGUCCUUGGCUAAGCCCCUCUCAGAAUAGCAUAUCUUGCGAGUAUAAACCGCAAGAAACCUACCUCAACUUUUGAUUGCAUCCCCCGAUGCCGGACUCGUGCGCUUUAGAGUACAUACGUAAGAGUAGGACAGCUGAGGAAUAAUACUUCACGGAACGGAACCAAUUGGGGUGAUCGCGCCAUAGAAUCGGACUGCAUCGACCUCUGCUAUUUACAAUUGUGCACCGGCCGCGGAGCUCUUACGUAUAACUGGGGUUGCAUUCAUUGCAAUAUCUCGACAGCAUCCAAUGUCCAGAGUCCCGGGAGCUCUCUGGCGCAACCUCCUUGCCAUUCAAGUAUAUGGCGCCAACACAGGUGUAGGCAAGACCGUCGCUUCUACGCUGCUGGCAAAGCACUUCGCGCAGAGACCCGAAAAAUGGAAAGUGUCUUACACUAAGCCUGUAUCUACGGGCCCGGAAGACGAGGAGGACGAGAGGUACUUGAGACGAUAUGCCUCGGGAGUGGCUGUCUCGACGCUGUUCAAGUACGAUGAAGCUGUUAGUCCUCAUCUUGCUGCCGCCAGGAGUCGAAGAUCUAUUCCCAGCGACGAUAAAGUUAUCCAAGCGCUCUAUUCCCACCUGCAGGAAGAUGCAAGACUUUUCUCAGAGCAAUCGUCCAAAAGAGGAGGCUUCACCAUGGUAGAAACCGCCGGAGGAGUCCUAAGCCCCGGUCCCUCUGGUACCCCGCAAGCCGAUCUGUAUCGGCCACUACGCCUACCAGUUCUCCUGGUCGGAGACCAUCGCCUCGGUGGCAUCUCAUCUACCAUUUCCGCAGUAGAAUCUCUGCUUCUCCGUGGCUACGAUAUCGACGCCGUGGUCUGCUUCGAUGACAAGGGCAAGUAUGAGAACUUCGGAUACCUGGGCCCCUAUUUCGAGAAACAGCAAAUACCCGCGUUCAGGUUACCUUGGAUUCCUGACGUUGAGGGACGUCCCAUUGAAGAGGAACGGGCUAUGAUGAGGGAGUACUACGAUCGAUCCUGUACCCAUUCCGAAGUCGCAAGGACGGCGGAAGAGCUCCUAAAUCGACGGGACAAACGCCUGGACAACCUCAACAGUAUGGCGCAUAGAACGAGAAAGACCAUCUGGCACCCCUUCACACAACACAAGAGCAUAAAAAAUGACGAAGAAAUUCUUGUAUUUGACAGUGCGUACGGGGAUUACUUCCAAGCGAAGCACACGUCCAAGUCAUCAACGUCCAAAGACACAAACGAACCAGUUCUCCAUCCCGCAUUCGACGGCUCAGCAUCCUGGUGGACCCAAGGACUCGGCCAUGGCAAUCCGAAACUGUCUCUCGCUGCUGCGUAUGCAGCGGGUAGAUACGGACACGUCAUGUUUGCCGGCGCUACGCAUGAUCCGGCCUUAACGCUGGCCGAGAGCCUGAUAGAAGGGGUCCAGAAUCCACGACUCACCAAGGUUUUCUACAGCGACAAUGGCAGCACGGCUGUCGAAGUCGGUAUCAAGAUGGCUCUGCGAGCCGCUUGCAAGAGAUAUGGUUGGGAUGGUUCGACCGAGGAGAUUGGUGUUAUAGGCCUCAAGGGGAGUUACCAUGGUGAUACUAUUGGUGCCAUGGACGCUUCGGAACCGUGCGUGUAUAACAAGAAAGUAGAUUGGUAUCGCGGCCGGGGAUAUUGGUUUGACUUCCCGUCCGUCAAAAUGAGAGAGGGCAAGUGGAUUGUGGAGGCUCCGGCUGGCAUGGAGGAACAGUUCGGGCCCGCGAAACAGUUCGGUGACUUGAACGAGAUCUUCGAUUUCGACGUGAGAGGAUCUUCUCAGCAAUACAAGAAUUACAUCCGGGAGACUUUGGAUCGGCUGGUAAAGACAGAAGGGAAGAAAUUCGGCGCCCUGAUGAUGGAACCCCUCAUUCUCGGUGCCGGCGGUAUGCUCUUUGUCGAUCCCCUUUUCCAACGCACGCUCGUCGAGAUCGUCCGCUCCUACACCUUCUCCCCUGCCACCCCAACCUCAACCCCAGCAGACCCCCACUCCUGGACCGGCCUGCCCAUCCUCUUCGACGAAGUCUUCACCGGCCUCUACCGCCUCGGCCGCUUCACCGCUGCGUCCUUCCUCCGCACCCAGCCGGACAUCUCCGUAAACGCCAAACUGCUGACUGGUGGUUUAUUACCGCUGAGCGUCACGCUCGCCAGCGACAGCAUCUUCGCUGCGUUCCUGGGCGAUGAGAAGGCUGACGCCCUGCUGCAUGGUCACAGUUAUACCGCGCACCCAAUUGGAUGUCACGUUGCCAAUACUUCGUUGACAGCGCUGGAGAGGCUUUCCAAGGGCGAGACGUGGGCUCAAUAUCGGAGCUCUUGGGUUCCGGCUUCCAGUGCAGGAGGGGAAGUUGAUUCUGCGCUACGAAACCAGGACGAGCGUUUUGGAGCUUGGAGCAUGUGGACGAAGUCAACCGUGACAAGACUGUCUCAUCACCGUAGGGUGGAUAGCGUUAUUGCUCUUGGAUCCGUUCUCGCGGUUGCACUGAAGGAUGAAGAGGGCGCGGGAUACACUUCCAACGCGGCUAUCGGAUUGAGAGACGCCUUGUUGAAUGAUAUUGGAGAGGACGGAAUGAGCAUCCAUUCAAGAGUGCUUGGCAACGUUCUUUACCUCAUGGCCAGUAUGACCACAGAGCCCGUCCACUUGACCGCGGUGGAGAAGGCGCUGUUGGAAAAGUUGAACAAGGCGUCCGUGGCAUAAUGACUCAUGAUGGGCGGCAAAGAUUGGUUCAAGAUAUGGAUAUAUAGU
Westerdykella ornata is the source of this 2821-nucleotide messenger RNA. Its product is annotated as PLP-dependent transferase. Gene Ontology annotation, molecular function: pyridoxal phosphate binding; magnesium ion binding; dethiobiotin synthase activity. The transcript is spliced from 4 exons. The record is from RefSeq and is a predicted model, not a curated record. Gene Ontology annotation, biological process: biotin biosynthetic process. Lineage: Eukaryota; Fungi; Ascomycota; Dothideomycetes; Pleosporales; Sporormiaceae. The coding region runs from base 338 to 2773 and encodes 811 amino acids. Gene Ontology annotation, cellular component: mitochondrion.